CUAUUUAUUAUACGAAGAACAGGGAUUUAGUUAGAUAUUAAGUUCAUCUUUCUGUCUGAGAUCUACCGUGCUCUCUGAGGUAGGGGUAAUCUUAUCGCGUCAUUACACGCGCAUAUAAAGAUUAUGAUAAUAUAUAGCAACAUUAUUUAAGAUAUAUGUUCUAGUAGUCUAACAAGUUUAUUUCACUCUCUUUACAGCCACACUGUCGAUCCUAUUGGCACACUUGGAACUACCAAAGAAAAAAGCGUUGUCAACUAACCAACUUGUAUUAUAAUCUUUCAUGGAUGACUAUGGAAUUUUCAUCCGGAGUUUUAUAGCUAAUUUGCUGGAGACAGCCUAUUGCCACAUUUGGUUAACUAAUUAAUACUGGAGUUUAAUCAAUAUGAAUACCGAAUCUAUACAUGAAACUACUGGAAUUGUUUCGGAUAUUCAGUAGCUGACAUAAUGUGGAGGUUCAGAUAAUCAACCGGAGGUGUCCUCCAGGGUAGAUAAAUUUCGACAAAACCCCUUCAACACUAACGAAAACAAUAUCAAUUAAUAAUGUCUAACAGAUAUUCAGACGAAAAGGUCGACGUUAGCAAACUCGCUGAAAAGGUUACUCUUCCAAAUGGUGUAGUUAUCCCUAACAGAUUCUUGAAGUCUCCAAUGACAGAGAGACUCUCUACUUACAACGAUGAUCCAAACCCAAAGCUUAGAGGUAUACCAACUCAAGCUCUUAUCGAUCUUUAUAAGGAGUGGGGUCAAGGUCAAAUUGGUUUGAUCAUAGCCGGUAACACACCGGUUGCUGGAGACCACCUUGAAGCUCCUGCAAACCCAGUCCUCGGUAUUGGAUACGAAGAACCAGAACGUUUGGAACAAUUCAGAAAACUCGUUUCAGCUGCUAAGGCUGGCGGUUCAGUCGCGAUUUGCCAAAUCACCCACUCAGGCAGACAAUGUUACAAGCAAGUAAACCCAAACCCAAUUGCACCAUCUGCUGUUCCCGUAGAAGGUGUUCAAAUGCCUGGUGUCUCCUUCGGUAUGCCAAAGGAAGCCACCAAAGAAGACAUCAAGAACAUUGUCAAACAAUUCGCCUAUUCAGCUAAGCUCUGUAAGGAAGUAGGCUAUGAUGGUGUCCAAGCUCAUUCAGCCCACGGUUACUUAAUCUCUUCCUUCCUUGGUAAACACACCAACCGUCGUACAGAUGAGUAUGGUGGAUCAUUGGAAAACCGCGCACGUAUACUUCUUGAAAUCAUCGAUGCAAUUAGAGCAGAAGUCAAUGAUCCUAAGUUCAUUGUCUCCGUUAAGCUCAACUCACAAGAUUUCCGCGAAGACAGCGGUUUGACUUCUGAAGAGUCACAACAAAUCUGUCAAUGGUUGGACGAAAGAGUUGAUCUUAUUGAACUCUCAGGGGGUAGCUACGAGCGUAGCGCUUUCAUGAAUUCAGCACCAAAUCCACGUGAAGCUUAUUUCAUCCAAUACUCAGAGAAUGUACGGAAAGUCAUCAAGCACGCAGUAAUCGCUGUCACUGGUGGUUUCCGUAGCUCAAAGGCCAUGGCAGAAGCUGUCGAGACUGGUGCCACCCAAAUGGUCGGUUUAGCUAGACCUUUAUGUGGUGAACCACGCCUCUGUAAAGACAUCCUCGAGGGUAAAGUUAGUAGCGCAAGGAAGAGCUUAGUGAAUCCAAUGUUCUCACUCGCACUCGCCGGAUCACAACUCACUGCAGUGGGAUACCAUGCUGAACCAUGGGAUGACUCAAACGAAGAGAAAGCUAAGAAAUUCGAAGAAAUCUUCACUGAAUACGCAAGCUACUAUGGUAAAUCUGUCGAUGGUAAACCUGUCAGACCAGACAAGGCCGGUAUUGCUGGUUUCAUGAAGGUCGUUUUAGAUAAGCAUGGUCAACACUAUGGUAUCUCACAAAACGAACUCAUUGCUCAAGCAUAGAUACUUUGUUCUGCCAUCCUAUAUACUUUUGUUCGCUUAGAUUAUAUUAUAUAAUAAAAAUGUAAAUCAGGUUACUAGAUAUUAAUUUUUGAGAGC
Wallemia mellicola CBS 633.66 is the source of this 2016-nucleotide messenger RNA. RefSeq names its product FMN-linked oxidoreductase. Gene Ontology annotation, molecular function: FMN binding; oxidoreductase activity. The transcript has 4 exons. The coding region runs from base 541 to 1920 and encodes 459 amino acids. Lineage: Eukaryota; Fungi; Basidiomycota; Wallemiomycetes; Wallemiales; Wallemiaceae. The record is from RefSeq and is a predicted model, not a curated record.